This is a messenger RNA of Durusdinium trenchii, 501 nucleotides long. The record is from the annotation of a GenBank genome assembly. NCBI's taxonomy places the organism in Eukaryota, Dinophyceae, Suessiales, Symbiodiniaceae.
AUGCUAGCCAUUGAAGCCACUUGUAAGGACUUCGCCAAUCAGAUUCGAUGGAGUGCAGAUUACGCGACUGCCUGCCUACCUUUGAAUUGGACAUCUUUGGAGCGCGGCGCAGUGGACAAAGUGAAGUUUUAUCAGCAGUUUCCAGAGAUGCAAAGCAAGGUGGAGAAAAACGAGUUCUGCCAAAAGAUUCUACGAGCUCGGAUGGCCGACGGCUUGCUGCACAAAGCUGAGAUCCACGAGGAUGUGUGCAGCUAUAACGCUGCCACGUCUGGUGCACAGGGCUGUGGGGGUGGGUUCCCCUGUCAGGGAGUGUCCACGGCUGGCAAGCAACACGGUUUGUCAGACCCUCGCACCAAAUUGGUGCAUCAGAUUUUUCGAGUCUUUGACACCCUUCCGCGUGAUCACAGGCGUAUCUUAUACUUCGAGAACGUCAAGGCGCUGUUGGGGAAGAAGCGAUCAAUGAGGCAGCUCUUCCAUUAUAUUGUCCAGGCCCGGUAUUGA